Molecule: messenger RNA, 471 nt
Organism: Rotaria socialis
Lineage: Eukaryota; Metazoa; Rotifera; Eurotatoria; Philodinida; Philodinidae
Source: the annotation of a GenBank genome assembly
AUGUCAUUAGUUCGACAAGGAAAUAUCAGCAUGUUAGAAGAAUAUUUGUCACCGAUACCAAAUCCUGAUAGAUAUCUCAAUCGAGUCUUUGGCGAUGAAUUCAUGCAACAAUGUUCUUUACUAACAAUAGCUUGUUUAAAUGAACAUAUCAAUCUCAUGCGUGUGCUAAUUAAGCGAUUUCAACUUGAUCUUGAAAUUAAAAAUGAUAUAUUAUUUGGAGAUGGGCAUAAAAAUAAUGAUGCAAAUUUUGCACUUGUACAAUUUUUACUUGAUCAUGAUGCUCGCAAUUUUCCAGCGAUGUAUGAUCAAGUAUCUCCUUUGAUGUGGGCAGCCGAGAAGAAACGAACAAGUAUUGUAAAUGCCAUUAGAUCGCAUUGUCCGUUGAUUGAACAGAUUGAAGCUGAAGAAUUACUUGGUACAACUUUUGUUUGUUUUGAUCUUGAUGAAAGUGAUUUUAAACAAGCUUACUAA